This is a messenger RNA of Gigantopelta aegis, 8502 nucleotides long. Its product is annotated as highly reducing polyketide synthase alt5-like. Bases 1 to 7497 code for a protein of 2498 amino acids. Gene Ontology annotation, molecular function: oxidoreductase activity; phosphopantetheine binding; 3-oxoacyl-[acyl-carrier-protein] synthase activity. Gene Ontology annotation, biological process: fatty acid biosynthetic process. NCBI's taxonomy places the organism in Eukaryota, Metazoa, Mollusca, Gastropoda, Neomphalida, Peltospiridae. The transcript has 7 exons. The record is from RefSeq and is a predicted model, not a curated record.
AUGGGACAGAUACUGACGAUCAUCAACAGCGAUUUAAUCACCCGAUUAUACACUGAUCACGUAAAACGAGCAGCUUCAAGUCGUUUACAAACACAAAGACGAAUGCCGGAAUUUGCAAGUGAUGGGUGCCAGUCGUUGGCUUCCGAUAUCCUCUCUGAAAGUCCACAGAUUCCUUCUUCAGAGGAUGACGUCUUUAGGAAGAUUUUUCACGUUGGGGAGCGUUGCAAUUUCCGAAGCUUUCGGCGAAGUGUGUCACACGACAUGUCAGUCAACUUCACACGUUCCUUCAACGAAGUGUACUAUACGCGUAACGCGUCAAGCUCCACCCACUUUCCGAUUGCUAUUGUUGGGAUUGGAUGCAGAAUGCCUGGAAACGUCAACGGUACGGAGGACUUCUGGGAUGUCCUGACAAACGGACGGAAUGUAAUCGGGGACAUUCCCCCUGACCGUUGGUCCAUGGACGCCUACCACAAUCCUGAUCCAUCUUCUCUGGGAACCCAUGUCAACAAAAAAUCUGGGUUCAUCGACGGAAUAGACCAGUUUGACAACGGAUUCUUCAAAAUAUCUCCCAAGGAGGCAGCCAUGAUGGAUCCCCAACAGCGCCAUCUACUGGAGGUCACGCAAGAAGCAUUUGACGAUGCUGGUAUCCUGUCAGAGCUGCUGAAAGAGAACUGCGGUGUGUACGUCGGCAUUGGCAUGAUGGACUACCCACUGAUGCUGGGACCAGAGAGUCAGAACUUCAACGCCUAUGCCCACACAGGCGUGGCACACAGCGUGGCGGCCAACAGGUUGUCUUUUGCGUUUAAUCUGAAGGGUCCCAGCGUUGCCGUAGAUACCGCCUGCGCAGCAUCCAUGACAGCUCUUCAUUUCGGGUGCCAGGCGCUGUGGAACAAAGAGUGCAGCGUGUCUCUUGUUGCCGGUAGCAACGUCUUGCUGAUGCCAGAGGUGACUGCAGGAUUCAGUGCCCUGUCCGUGCUGUCGCCCGAAGGUCUGAGCUGUCCGUUUGAUAAGGAUGCCAAAGGGUACGUCAGGAGUGAAGGGUUCGGCGCCAUCAUCAUCAAGCCGCUAUCCCAAGCCUUGCAAGAUGGAGACAACAUUUACUGUACAAUAGUAGGGAGUGGAAUAGCUGCCAACGGGACGUCCCCGAGCAUCACCAUGCCUUCGUGUGAGGCGCAGGUCAGACUAAUGGAAUCUGUGUAUGGUCAGUUCAAUAUCGACCCACAAAAACUGAUCUAUGUGGAAGCUCACGGAACAGGCACUCCCGUUGGAGACCCUAUAGAAGCAGAAGCUAUUGGAACAGCUCUGGCCCAGGAGCGAAACUCACCCUUGAGAAUUGGUUCAGCUAAAAGCAACUUCGGUCACAUGGAGUGUUGUGCUGGAUUAGUCAGUAUUAUAAAAGCUGCCCUGAUGAUAAAGAAACACCAGCUGUGUCCGUCCAUCAACUAUUCAUCUCCGAUUGACAGCAGAUUUGACGAAUGGAACAUUGAAGUUCAACAAAAAGUUGAAGAUUUUCCACCAGGAAGAAAACAUUUGAUAGGUGUAAACAAUUAUGGGUUUGGCGGAGCACUUGCGCACGCUAUUAUUGGUGAUUAUUCCAUCACACAUCCACGAAAGAGUGGCCAGUCCGGAUGGAAAUUUGGACAGAGUGACACCAAGGGAAAAGAACUGUUGAUACCUCUCUCAGCCAAAACCGAAGAAGCUCUUAUUGACCUGGCCAAAGAAUGGAGUUUAUUUGAAAGUGAAAAAGAUGCAGAAGGAAUAGUUGGAUGGAUGGCAUCAAGACGAUCCCAUCAUGCGUAUCGCUUAGCUGUAACCGCAGAUUCAGGGCAGAGCUUUCAGGAAAAACUUCAGUCAUUUGUCAGCAAUCGCGAUGGUGUUUUACAAGGAGCAGUCAGACACAGCCAAACACCACCAAAAAUCUGCUUCCUAUUUCCAGGACAGGGACAACAGGACAAAGACAUGGGGAGACAGCUCUACGCUACGGAGCCUGUAUUUCGCGACACAAUCGACGAAUGUGACAGACUCUACACUAGGCUUGCAGGAGAGUCGAUUCUAAAGUUGUGUGGCCUUUUCGUUCAACAAGAACCAGACACAGAGUUCACAGGAACUGUUAACGAUAUAGAUGUUUCUCAACCAGCCAUACUCUUUAUGCAGCUUGGACUCAUUGACUUGUGGCGCCACUGGGGAGUACUUCCAGACGUCGUCAUUGGACACAGCUUUGGCGAGUUGGCUGCUGCAGUAGCUGCCGGGCUCCUUACUAAAAGAGAAGCCACUGAAAUUGUUUUCCACAGGUGUCAGCUGCAGAAACGUCUGAAAGGCAAGGGAACAAUGGCUGCAUUGCGGAUGGACAGAGAAAGUGCUGAAGAGCUGUUGAAGAAGUAUGAGGGUAUUGUUGUAUCCUGCAUCAACUCUCCUGCAUCAGUGACUGUUGCUGGAGAUGUGAGUUCGGUCAAGAAGCUCAUUGCAGACAACCCAACAGUGGCCAAACAGCUGCGUGUCCAGUGUGCCUUUCACACUAAUCAGAUGGACGAAAUCGAGACCAGGUUCAUGCGUGCAGUAGACGGUAAACAGGCCAAGCGGUCGUCAAAGAUACCCUUUUAUUCAUCAGUGACAGGGCUACAACAGAAAUCAUCCCUGGAUGCCAAAUACUGGUGGAAUAACGUACGACAUCCAGUGAACUUCUUGGGAGGACUGAGAUCACUCCUGGAGGAACAAGACGUUGAUGUUGUCAUUGAAUGUUCCUCAGCAGCAACUCUUCUGUCCUGCGUUCAGCAAACAGCGUCUGACAUGAACAAGAACAUUCCCACGCUGAUCAACAGCUGUCUGAGGGGAAAGUCCAAUCGAUCAACAAUUCUCAAAGCUUUAGGGAACUUGUACAUCAGCAACGUGGAUUUGAAGUGGAGCAGCAUUUACAACCACAAAGCAGAAUGGACACCACUGCCAAGGUAUCCAUGGCAACACAGAGCCUUCUGGUGUGAGGCAGAAUCGUCAAGGACGAAGCGUUUAGGUCUGAAAGACAGAUCUUUCAAAGGAAAUGAUGGUGUGAUUUCCACAAUGAUGUUUCCAUUCCUAAAAGAUCAUGUAAUUCAGGGCAAGAUUAUUUUUCCUGGGGCUGGGUACCUGGAAUUAGUGGCUGAAACGUGCUUGGAGGAUAACAGUAAAGUCCAUAUCAAAAACAUCAUGUUCAAACAAAUCUUGCCAUUGGGUGAUGCAUCAGAAGGACACAGCGCCAAGUCAGAGUCUGUUCAGCUGAACUGCGUAACUCGCGGAAGUAUGGUGUCAGUGCACGGACCACAUGCUGAACAUGCUUCGUGUUCCAUCGUCGAUGGGCCACAGAUGUCAAAACCAACUUGCAUCGACAAAAACUUCAUGGAUAUCACGAGCGUGAUGCAGGAAAAAACAAUGGAAGAAAUUUACCAGCAAUUUUCAGGCUUGGGUUUGCAAUACGGGCCAGCUUUCCAAGUGAUCAAAAAGGCUUGGUUGUCGGAAGGUCGAAGCAUCUGUGAGCUUAUUCCAGCAAAGCAGAAUCAUCAAAAACUACAGGUGACAACACUAGAUGGGUGUCUGCAGGCAGCCCUGCUUUCUUAUGGUUUUAGCAGUGGACUUUAUCUGCCAGUUGCUAUCAAGGAUCUCCAGCUCCACUGCAAAGAAACUCCCAUCAACACACCACUUUAUGUUGUCACAGAGCUGACCGACUUGACACCCUCUCUGUUGGAAGCUGACGUGAAACUGGUGAAAAAGACUGGCGAGAUCGUCAUGGAACUGAAAGGAUUUGAGGCACAAAACAUCUCAAUUCCGUCAAACGAUUUCUCACAGUGUCUUUACCUGAAAGCUCUUCAACCAAAGGAAGCAGUUCUCCCUGACACCAGCAAACUGUUUGACAGACUAUCAUGGCCAGAGAUGAAAGAAGAUUACCCUAAAGAUGCAGAAUCCGUUUUGCAGAUUGUUGCUCAUGCCGACUUAUUGUCGAAAAUGAGUUCCACUUUCGCAAGCAGAGCAAUUGAAAUGACACAAAAAAAUGAAGUGCAACCGGCUCUGGCUAAGUAUUAUGACUGCUUACAGGAUGUUGCAGGAAAUGAGACAAAACGAAUAGAGGAUCUUGAUGCAGCAUUUUCCCUUUUACGAGACCAGAUUCCCGAUUUUGAGGUUGAGUUGAGAAUGUUUCAACGCCUGGGAAAUCUGCUUCCACACUCACUGAAACAUCCGAAAUCUGCCCUUGAAGUUCUGUUUGCAUCUGAUGGACUAGCAGAAUAUUUCCUAGAAUCGCUGACCACGAGGCUCUUCUACAAGGUGGUUCGGGACAUGAUACUGGAGGCUGUGAACACAUCUCUGAAGGAAAAGAGCAUGGUCAGAAUCAUUGAAGUUGGUGGACGGAUGGGUGGUCUUUCCAAAGUUGUCUUGGAACCUCUGCAGAAGUUAAUGCAGGAUGGGCGUGUGGAGUACAUCUUUACAGACUUGACGAGGACAUUCUUUCUGCAUGCUAAGCAGACGCUGAAAGAUUACCCUGAUGUCAGGUAUCAAGAACUCGAUAUUGAGAAACCCAUCACUGAUCAAGGCUUCUCUGACGAAUCCUGCGAUAUAGUCAUCUGUCUAGACACGCUCCAUGCUGUUGUGGAUAUUCACAAUGGGUUGGCAAACAUGCGAGAUCUUCUGGCACCGAAAGGCUGGCUGCUGAUGCUAGAAGCCACUGAAACGUACAACAUGAGAGAAGUCAUAUUUGGAACGCUGGAGCUUUGUUGGAUUUUCAAAGACUUCAGAGAGAAGAAAUGCUGGCUGAGCCAAGGGGAAUGGAAAGACAUUUUCACAUCUAAUGGAUUUGACAACGUCAUUGCUGGACCUGAACCCGACUUCUUCCACUCCAUUAUUUUGGGUCAGAAAGGUGAACAACAGGCAGUGAAGAAGAGUUCUCCAUGUCAUGCUGUAGUGUUUUCCAGUGACAAGAUGAAGAGUGCUGAUAUCACUUCAGUCAUAGCCAAAGCUGCUGGUUCAGAACCACUUUCAUGUUACACAGUUACAGACUUGAUAAAACAUGUAGAGGCAACAAACCCAUGCCAGGUAUACUGUGUAUUCCACGAAGGAACAACUGAAAUGAGUACUGUUCUUGAUGUCCUGAAGGAGGUGGGUAACAAACAGAGUGAUAUUGAGAAGAUCUGGGUAAUUGUUGUCAAGGAUCAACUUCAGCUUGUCUACCCAAACAGUGAAAUGUUCACCGGUAUGUCCAGAGUGGCUAUAAAUGAAUUCAGAUCUACUCCAGUUUUUACUGUGUCACUGAAAACACCUCACGGUUUAUGUACAGAAGCUGCAGAAACUUUGGAGAAACUGUUAUGUGCAGACAACUUGACUGAUCGUGAGUACAGCAUCGAAAAUGGUAAACUGCAUGUACCACGAGUGACAAGAGUUGAUGUUUUGCCAUCAAAUACUGGAAACCCUGAAAAUUGGUAUCUUGCAGCAAAUGGAACAGGAUCUGUGGAUAGUCUUGUAUAUUGUGAGCAACAUCUUCAACAGCUGAAGCCAAAUGAGGUCAGAAUCCAGGUGAAGUCUGCUGCUUUUAACUUCAAGGAUGUCAUGUCAACAAUGGGUAUGCUGAAGGAUCUGUCAGAUGGAGAAGAGCUUGGGUUGGAAUGUUCAGGAUAUGUUGAAGACAUUGGAAGUCAGGUCACAAACUUCAGUGUUGGUGAUGAAGUCAUUGCUUUGGGAACAAGAUGUUUAGCAUCUCACGUUACUGCUCCAGAACAUUUUGUAUGUCACAAACCAAAAGGUGUGAGCUUUGAUGAAGGCUGCGGUGUUGGUAUUGUGUUCUCAACUGCAUAUGAAGCACUGAUUAAUAAAGGAAACCUGAAAGAAGGUGAGACUAUUCUGAUCCAUUCUGCUGCUGGUGGUGUUGGUCAAGCAGCCAUCCAGCUCGCAAACUUGAUUGGUGCCAAUAUCAUAUGUACUGCAGGCACAGAGGAUAAGAGAACAUUUCUGAAAGAACACUGUGGAAUUCGGCUCGUCACUGAUUCGCGAUCUUUGCAGUUCCAAGAAGAUGUGAUGAACUGGACAAACGGGAAAGGAGUUGACGUCAUUUUGAAUUCACUAAGUGGCGACAGAUUAAAAGCUGGAUUGAUGGUGUUAGGAGAUGGUGGCAGAUUUUGUGAGAUUGGGAAGCGAGACAUCCUCGAAGACAGCAGUCUUCAUUCUCGUGUGUUCCUCGAAAACAAGUCCUUCCUUUCCGUUCAGCUGGACCUGCUUAUGGUAUCCCAGCCACAGCGUGUGCAGCAGAUUCUACACAAAGUCCAGCAGAUGAUGAACGCAGGAGUAAUACAACCAAUCAAAACGACCUCGCAUGGAAUGGACGACGUCAAAACGGCAUUCAAGACCAUGAUGGGUGGAUCCCACAUUGGUAAAAUAGUUAUGGCCAUAGAUGAUGGAUACAUCCCUCCUUGUGUCAGUGCAUCAGCUGCUCGGUUUGACAGUGAUGCAGUUUACCUCGUUACUGGAGGUACUGGAGGAAUAGGCUUGAGCCUUCUCCGAUGGAUGGCAGAGAGAGGCGCAGAACAUAUUGGUGUUGUGACCAGGAAAGGAUUCCAAACCCUUGAGCAGAAGUUGACUCUGAACAGUCUACACGAUGACGGCGUCCACGUCCUUGACCUAAAGAUUGAUAUGACGUCACUCGAACAAGUGAAUAAUGCCAUUACAAAACUGGAAGAAAGCACCGGUCUUCCUCUGAAAGGGGUAUUCCAUCUCUCUGGAGUGGCUGAAGAUGAUUCCAUCUUAAAAUUGAGCCAGGAAAAGCUAAAAAGAGUCUUAGAUUCAAAGGCUAGAUCUGCGAUGAAUCUUCAUUUAGCAACCGAAAGCAAAAACAUUGACUAUUUCGUGAUGAUGUCAUCGAUUACAACUGUGUCUGGGAACAUCGAGCAGAGUGCCUACAUCAGCGCCAACGUCUUCCUCGAGUCACUGGCACAGCACCGCCACCUACAGGGGUUGCCUGGACUAGCCAUUCAGCUGGGGGCGGUAACUGGUGCAGGUAUCCUCAAGAGUAACAUGGUGGCUGGAGAGAUUUUGAAGGCUAGAGGACUGUUGCCGCUUCACGUUGACGAAGUAGUUUCCAACUUAGACCAACUCGUCCAACAGAAGGAACACCCGGUCAUAGCCUAUGCAAAUAUGAACUGGAAUACUCUACAGACACACGUGUACGAAGGAUGUCCACAGUUCACAAAUCUUCACAAGAUGUCAGACGGCUCUGGACAAGACUCUGACGUCAAAGUGAGCCGAGAAGACCUGGCGUUGAGGGUCAAAAAGAAGCUGUCCAGUCUUCUGGACAUGCCCGAGUCGGACGUGCACCUGUCCAGGCCGAUGGUCGAGUACGGCGUGGACUCCCUGAUGGCCGUCGAGAUGGUCAACUGGCUCAACAGAGAACUCGGCAUCACUGUGUCCCAGCUGGACAUUCUGGGCGGCGUCAGAACGGAUACUCUGCUGGACAAGGCUUGUGAAGGAUCGGUGGUCUUGUCCGCGUAACAUUAAACAUGUUGAGGACAUUGUAUAAUACUUAUCAUUUAAUUCGUAAAGAAAGAGAAUUGCGUAACAUGUCAAGGAAAGUGUACAAUACUUAUUUAAUUCGUAAAAAAGAGAAUCGCGUUCCAUUAUGAGAAAAUUGAACAAUACUUAUCAUUUAAUUAAUUCGUUAGAAAGAGAAUCGCCUAACAUUUCGAGGAAAUAAUUAUACAAAAUAAAUUAUUUAAUUUGUCAGAAAGAGAAUCGCUUAACAUUUUAAGGAAAUUAUAUGAUAUAAAUCAUUUAAUUUGUCAGAAAGAGAAUCGCUUAACAUUUCGAGGAAAUUCUACAAUAUAAAGCAUUGUAUUCAUUAAAAAGAGAAUCGCUUAACAUUUUAAGGAAAUUGUACAAUAUAAAACAUUGUAUUCGUUAAAAAGAGAAUCGCUUAACAUUUUGAGGAAAUUAUGUGAUAUAAAUCAUUUAAUUUCUUAGAAAGAGAAUCGCUUAACAUUUCGAGGAAAUUGUACAAUAUAAAACAUUGUAUUCGUUAAAAAAGAGAAUCGCUUAACAUUUUGAGGAAAUUAUGUGAUAUGAAUCAUUUAAUUUGUUAGAAAAAGAAUCGCUUAACAUUUCGAGGAAAUUGUACAAUAUAAAACAUUGUAUUCGUUAAAAAGAGAAUCGCUUGACAUUUUGAGGAAAUUGUACAACAUAAAUCAUUUAAUUUGUUAGAAAGAGAAUCGCGUAACAUUUUGAGGAAAUUAGUCUGGUGCACCAUUAGUAUGUUUCGCUUCAAAAUUCUAAUUAUGUAUAAUUUAUAAAUGUAGCUCAUGUAUACACGAAUAUGUGCACGAGUUCUUGGCUUGGUCCAAAUAUGUGUCCUGUAUGUUUCAAACUCAACCCGGUAUUUGUAGUUUGUAUGUAGUGGCUGAAAUUAUAGUUUUGUAAUGUUAUGUUUUGUUUAUCAUUCAUUCAUAUUUAUGUAGUAUGUAACCUCAUCUCGUGGAGAGACAUAUAUAUAUAUAUAUAUAU